This is a messenger RNA of Drosophila biarmipes, 533 nucleotides long. RefSeq lists its product as uncharacterized. Lineage: Eukaryota; Metazoa; Arthropoda; Insecta; Diptera; Drosophilidae. The transcript has a single exon. The record is from RefSeq and is a predicted model, not a curated record. Bases 63 to 506 code for a protein of 147 amino acids.
ACAAGUUAUCAAUCAUAAACGAUUCCGUCAACAGUUCGGUUAUCUUUAAUAUCACAAGCAAAAUGUGCAACUACUUGAAGUCUUCCUGUCCCCUGCUGGUCCUAGUCCUGGCACUUGGAACGAUCUCAGCCCAACCAGCCAGGUCAGCCAAGCAGCAGGCAGCUGCUCCGGCUCCCUACCCAUCCGCCGAGGAGCUGAAGCCCGAGGUUCCCUUCGAAGAAGGAGUGCCCGACCAGACCUAUGGACCUCCGGAUCUCACCUACGGACCUCCGCCCACCGAUGCAGUGGAGCAGCUGCCCAGCGAUGAGGCGCCACAGGACUUCACACCCGAUCCGGAUGCGGAGGAGGUGCAGCCCAUCGAACAGGCGCCCGCUCGUCUGAUCAAGCAGACCAGGAGUCGUCCUCGAUCACAGGGACUUAUCCUCCUUUCCUCGAGUCCAUUCCAAGUUGUUAGUCCCAUUCCAAGUGGAAUCCCUGCUCCAGUGGCCAUUCAAGCCCUGUGGUAGAAACCCCAAAGAACAAGCUGGUUACUG